AAACUGCAUAUCACUGUACAUAUAUCAGCGUACAUUAUUGGCACAUAUAAGUAGAAUUUAGAAUACUGAUACACAGUAUACAAUUCCUGGUUCUGUAAUAUACUGAAAAAAGGAGCACCAUUUUUUCUGCAAAAAAAAUCAAAAUUAAUGUUUCCCAUGGAAUGCUUUUUCGAACAUGGAUGGAACUGACUAUUCACAUACCUGUGUGAGGGAGAGAGAGAGUGUGAGAGAGGGAGAGAGAGAGAGGCUCUGCUUUGGUUCAGUUUUGGCAAAGGAGAUGUGGGCCAUAUCUGGGCCGACAAACACAAACUAAUCUGGGCCACAGCUCAGCUGUUUAUCUGGCCCAAAUCUGGGCCAAAGUAAAUUUGCUGACUGGGGAGUGAAUGAGUUAGUGUGUCUGUGAGAGUGUUAGUAAUUGAGUGUGUGUGUGAAUGAGAGAGAGAGAGAGAGAGAGAGAGAGAGAGAGAGAGAGAGAGAGAGAGAGAGAAAUUUGCGCUCAUCCUUUGCUCCUCCUGUUUGCGUCAGAGUUUCGGUGGUGCGGAAGCAUUUACUUCUGUGUUCAUUCUCAGCGGCAACAAAAAGCUUCUAUUCCUGGAAAUUCAACCUUAACAUAGAAAAGGCAAUACAGAAGCUCAUACAGUCAGAGGAAGCAAGUGUUGGAUUCAUGUGCUCAGAUGAAACACAAUGACUACUUCCUGUUUUCUUUCUACACAAAAGACAUUCCCACAAUAUCUGACAUGUUUAAAGUCACCAGAAAUAAAAAAGUAGGGACAAAAGUGAGGUCUAGCCUUCACACUGAGGAGCACUGACUGAAAGACAGGCAUGUACUAAUCACACAGGAGCUGUUUAUACAGUUGCUGGAAGAUUAGAAAGACUAUGAGGGAGGACAUAUGAUAACAUCAGCUGCUAUUUCCGGCAAAACCUGAAAACCCAGUGGAUUAUACUCCCUGUUCAUAAGAUUUUUACUGCACAGAUUAGAUGAGAGAGUUGUAGUUAUAAAGUGUGAGUGUGCAGCAAUGGAGAAGCUCGGUGAAGAUGGCUUUGAGAGACGUGAACAGCUUGGAGACUGGUCCACCUUCACCUCUGGACACUGGGAUGAAGAUCACAGGGACAGCAGUGGCUUUGGGGACUGGGCAAGUUUUAAAGAAGGUCUCAGUGAAGAUAUUGAAGAUACUGAAGAGUUAUCAACUCACAAAAAGCUUGGCCAUGAACAUAAGGUAGAGAAAGAUGAUGCGCCCUGGAUUGUGAUUCAUGAUUGCUUUCAUGCUGAGGAGAUGGUAAGAGAUACAAGCAUGAUGGAUGUCCUGCCACUGUCACAGCUACUGCACAACUCCACACACACUCCUCCUCCAACACUACUAAGAAAGGGUGCCAGCUUUUAUCACAGGCUGUUGUGUGAUCCGAAGCCUCCGAGCAUGACUCGUCCUACAAAACCCAACUUGCAUUCCCACAAGUUGCUCACUGACACACUACAGCUCAAACAGACCAACACUUCAAAGAACACAGAUAUACCUCAACUUGGGUUCGAGAAGCCUGAAAGUUCCCCAGCUGCUCUCAUCCAAACGAAGUUAACGCCACCCAUGUGGAGUCAGAAUUCACCUGGAUUCUUCUACCAGAUCUCGCACCAGUGGUUCGGACAGUACAGUUUGAGACUACAGAAUCAUCAGGGCAAGAAAGACCUGCUGUAAUGACACACACUGCCUUCUACAGUGAAUCACUGAUAUACAGAAAAUAACCACAGUUUUUCUAAUACCAUAGAAAUAUCAUCAGGUCUAAACUAACACAGGAAAUAACUAAAAUAACAUGGGACAUUAUGCGCUUCACACAUAAAUACAUUCUAAAAUACUUGUUACAAAAAAAUUCAAUGUGUGUAUACACACGCAUGGUUCUUGCUAGAUACAAAAAUAUUAUACCCAAAACCAAAGGCAAAAAAAACAAAAAAAAAACAACAUUUAUACUCAUGCCUACGGUAAUAAUAUAAGGUGCUUACAUACAGUAAAAGAAUUAUACAAAACAAAUUUUAAACCAUGAAGGUUUGUUGCUUUACAUUCAAGGCUUAAAUACAUACUCUAAAGUCACAAAGCAUGUUUUACUCACUAGGACUAGGACUCAUUAUAAGUUCUUCAAAAAUAACAAAAUUGCACAAUUGCCAUCUCAAGAUCAAUUGUAAUACACUUGAACUAUAUGUUUAUUUUUCUACCUCAAUUAUGUUUAUUUCUAUGUGAAAACAAUUAUUGGAAAUGAAGCCUGUAUUUAGACAAUAUAUCCUAUAGCUUAUUAGGAGGCUGAGGUGAGAAUACAAGGUCAGCCAUGAUCCUGCAACUGUAGGCUGUAAAUUAGUACUUGAACAAUCUUUGACAUAAAACAUUGCCUUCUAGUUGUUGAAGACAUUACAUAAUGUAUUGUUACUUUUGUCUACAGUGGUAUCUCAACAGGGGCAACUGAUGCAGAGCCCCACCAUCAUUUAUUCAUUCAACAAAAGUUAGCAAGCAUGGGGAAGUUUAGUAAGGAUUAGUUUCACUAAGUAGUUUCACUAAGUUUAUUGUCGCACUUAGUAGUCAAAAAUGGGACUUGGAAUAAGCUCUCAUGGGAGGCAAUUAGUGCCAGGAAUCGCUCUGCCCUUCUCUGCUCACUGAAAUGUUUUAGUGGUGAGGAGCAGCAGACACACAGUUACUAGCAUAAAAUCAGUUUUUAAACAGAUAUAUUGCCAAGAUUUGGUAGAAGAAAUAAUGUGGAGAGGACAAUAUCUUGCAUCAAAAAUAUGUGUGAACUACUUAUAUGUAAAUACAUGUGAAGGGCUGUUCCUGAAUCAGUUCCUGAUUUUUGAUGGACUAGUUUUAGAUGCUUUCAUUUGGUUUGUUCUAUUAUAGCCUUACUAAUAAAAUUAAUUGGAUAGAAACCUAUUUAGUGAAGUGUGAUAGCCUCUAAACUUAAUUUUGUUGAGGCUAUAUAGCUAUUAAUGUUGUUCUGCACACUAAUAUCUGUGGUCAAAAACCACUGGAUUAUUUUGUAAAGCAGUUAAAAAUACUGUUUUGAACUGAAGGAAUUAAAAAAAACUUUAAAGUAUUUUAUUUAAUAUAAGUACGGUAUAAGCGGCACUUUUUUCGAACGGUGUUGAUUAAUAUAUUUAACAAUAAAUACAGUACAUCAAACAGAUAACUACCAUGUAGGUGAAAAUAUCUGUGUAUAAGAUUGAGACAAUAAUGUGAUACUGUAUACUGUGUACUUACUACAUGUGCUUCAGCAUUGCUUUAAAAAAGUUAUAGAAAAAUAUUUUAUUUAUUUUUGCAAUAAUAAUAGGUUAUAGGUUACACACAGAAACCAACAGUAAUAAAAUAAGAUUCCAUGCAGAUGACUUCAACUCUCAUGUUGUCAAGGUCGCAUUCUUAUUAGUUUCUAAUUCCUAAUGGUUAAACUUUUGAACUGAAGAAAGCAACUAGUCCACAACAGCAGUGAUAACAGCUGCCUUGUCAAGUGAAACUUAACCAACAAUAACCUCAACACAUUUCUGUAAAAUGAACAAGGCGUUAGAAACAAACCAAAAAAAAAAAAAAACAGAACAGCAUCAGGACUUUCUGUUUUCUUUUUUGUAGGUUUCUGUUACAGAAACGUUGCCUGAAGUUUACAUGGAAAUAAUCACUUGACUCACAUCAUAAUGUAUUCAUUAAUCAAAAAUAAUAAAACGUUUCAGAUUUC
Molecule: messenger RNA, 3696 nt
Organism: Tachysurus fulvidraco (yellow catfish)
Lineage: Eukaryota; Metazoa; Chordata; Actinopteri; Siluriformes; Bagridae
Exons: 6
Coding region: 1017-1688 (223 amino acids)
Source: RefSeq, a predicted model, not a curated record